Molecule: messenger RNA, 1866 nt
Organism: Eruca vesicaria subsp. sativa (arugula)
Lineage: Eukaryota; Viridiplantae; Streptophyta; Magnoliopsida; Brassicales; Brassicaceae
Source: the annotation of a GenBank genome assembly
AUGAAGAUUACUGCUGGAAAACUCGAUGAUUCUGAGUACGAAAUCGUUAAAGGAGAGUCUGAGGCCGCUUUGGCAGCAGCAGCAGCAGCAGCCAGGAUCAGUCCUUGGAUUGAUUCUGCAACGUUGAAGCUUAGGCAUCGAAUUGGAAGAGGUCCCUUUGGUGAUGUUUGGCUAGCUACUCAUCAUCAGUCAACAAAGGACUAUGAAGUGGCCAUCAAAAUGUUUCAUCCCAUCACUAAAGAUCAGAGAAGAGUUGUGGUCGAUAAGUUUCAGGAUUUGGUUUCCAAGUCUCAAGGGAUGGAGAAUGUUUGUCUCCUCCGAGGAGUCUCUAGCAUUAAUGGAAGGAUAUGCCUGGUCAUGAAAUUCUAUGAGGGCUGUGUUGGUGACAAGAUGGCUCGGCUUAGAGGAGGAAAGCUUUCAUUGUCUGAUGUAUUGAGAUAUGGGGUUGAUCUAGUUAAAGGGAUCCUUGAGUUGCACGCAAAAGGGUUUCUGAUUAUUAAUCUCAAGCCCUCUAACUUUCUUCUCAGUGAUAACGACAAGGCCAUCCUCGGAGAUGUUGGAGUCCCUUAUCUACUUCAUAGUAUCCCUUUGACGAGUUCUGAGAUGAUAAUGAGACUUGGAACUCCAAACUAUAUGGCACCAGAACAGUGGCAACCUGAAGUUAGAGGUCCCAUGUCCUUUGAGACUGACUCUUGGGGGUUUGGAUGCAGCAUUGUUGAAAUGCUCACUGGUGUACAACCUUGGAGUGGCAAAUCCAUUGAUGAAAUACACGACUUAGUGGUCAGAAAGAGAGAAAAGCUUACUAUCCCUAGUGACAUACCGCCUCCUCUGGAGAAGCUACUUCAGGGUUGCUUUAUGUAUGAUCUUCGAAGCCGACCUUCUAUGACAGACAUCUUACACGUCUUGAAGAGCUUGCUGAACUUAGAGGAGGAAGAGUUCUGGAGAGGCAUUCAUAUUAGAGAGAUCAGGAAGAGCUCAGCUACUCUCGGUUAUACAGAAUGGUUUCUUUCAAAGGAUCCUCUACAAGUAGGCGACACGGUGCGUUCAAGAAAGCCUGCCAAUUCUUGUAAGCAUGAGAACAUGGAUGUACCAGAAGGAAAGGUGGUUGGUUUAGAACGUGACACUGAUCAGUCAGAUGGAUUUGCUCUAGUUAAAGUCCAUGGCGUUCAUGAUCCGUUAAGGGUUCAUGUAUCCGUUCUUGAAAGGGUAACUAACGACUUAGCUUGUGGAGAUUGGGUACGUCUGAAGUAUGUAGGAGUCAAUAAGUGUUCUCCAGUUGGUAUUGUCCAUUCAAUAGACCGUGAGGGUAAUGUAGCUGUUGGGUUUGUUGGGUUACCAACUCUAUGGAGAGGGACUUCAUCAGAGCUUCAGAUGGCUAAACGAUACAGUGUUGGUCAGUUUGUGAAGGUCAAAGACUCUGUUGUGAUCCCAAGAUUCAAAUGGAUACGUAAAGAUAGAGGAGUUUGGGCAACUGGUAGGAUCUCUCAUGUUUUACCAAACGGUUGUCUAGAGGUGGAGUUCCCUGGAGUGUUUCCUUUUGGACAGGAACAUGGAAGCUGUCUUGCUGAUCCAGUUGAAGUAGAGACUGUGGAUUUUAGUACUUGUGAAGGUGUUGUAAAGAAAUUUCAGCAUCUAGAGGACUUUCACUGGGCUGUGGGACCUUUACUGGUUGCCAUGGGUGUGUUGACAGCAAUGAAGUUAGGUGGGAGUGUUUUUGUUGUGAAGAAAGUGGGAGGAAGAUCAAAGGAUAGCAAACGGAGAGAUGGACAAUGUGAUUGUCAGAUUCUAAAUGGUCAGGACAGGGCCAAACCUGACCGUACGGUCUCUCGCAAAUCUAAAUUUAAAAUUUGGUUUAGGUUUAAUUAG